Teleopsis dalmanni is the source of this 554-nucleotide messenger RNA. RefSeq lists its product as uncharacterized. The record is from RefSeq and is a predicted model, not a curated record. Lineage: Eukaryota; Metazoa; Arthropoda; Insecta; Diptera; Diopsidae. The transcript has 4 exons. The annotation marks the transcript as partial.
UUAUUGUGGAUAGUAUUAUUUUCUGUUUGUUUAGCUAAUAUCGAUGAAGUAACUAAAGUAGUUAUUGAUCACUUAAAUGACACUAGCAUUCCCGAAGAGCGCAUACACAGCGGAAUUGUAAUUAUUUCGAGUCUUUAUGUAACCAUAAACGCAAUUAAUCUAAUUGCCUCAAUACUAUUAAUUUUUGGAACAAUUAAGGAACGCCACUUACUUCUUCUGCCCUGGCUUAUAAAUUCUGGAGUGUCUCUAUUUUUCAAUGGUCUGUACUUUAUAACUAUUUUGGUACUGGGUAUAUCAGUUGGUUCGGCAUUUAGUUCUGUUGCUGUUUCUAUUAUAAGCGGAGGAAUAAGCUUAGCAUUGCAAAUAUUUAUUUGGUAUGGAAUGUACUCUUUGUUUAAACAAAUACAAUGUGGCCGAGAUCAGCGCCAAUACCUUCUUCAUCAUAAUAGAGCUUCCUAUCCGUCAUACACCAAUUUUUAAAAUACGAAAUAUAUAUUGUAUUGUUAAAAUUAUUUUCAAUUAACGAAUAUUGUUGAUUUUGCUUAUAUAAAUUA